GAAGAGGCAGAUGAAGACAAUGAAAUCUGUGAUGGAAGCACUUAAAGAUAAUUUCAAUAAGACUCUCAACAUAAGGACUGCACCAGGAUCCCUUGAUCAUAUUACUGUGGUAACUGCUGAUGGGAAGCUCGCUCUAAACCAGAUUGGCCAGAUCUCCGUGGAGUCGCCACAGUUGAUUCUGGGGAAUAUGGCCAGCUUCCCAGAGUGUACAGCUGCAGCUAUCAAGGCUAUAAGAGAAAGUGGAAUGAAUCUGAACCCAGAAGUGGAAGGAACACUAAUUCGGGUACCCAUUCCUAAAGUAACCAGGGAACACAGAGAAAUGCUGGUGAAACUGGCCAAACAGAACACCAACAAAGCCAAAGAAAAUUUACAGAAGGUUCACACUAAUGCAAUGAAUAAACUGAAGAAGUCAAAGGACAAAACCUCGGAGGACACCAUUAGGCUCAUCGAGAAGCAGAUCAGCCAAAUGGCGGACGACACAGUGGCAGAGCUGGACCGGCGUCUCGCAGCAAAGACCAAAGAACUUCUUGGAUGAAAGUCAGCAGUCGCAGCCGAGCACCAGUGUCUGCUCAUGCAGUGGGUGGCAAGCGUGUGUGCCCACUGCCCUGACCA
Rattus rattus (black rat) is the source of this 612-nucleotide messenger RNA. Its product is annotated as ribosome-recycling factor, mitochondrial-like. The record is from RefSeq and is a predicted model, not a curated record. Gene Ontology annotation, cellular component: mitochondrion. Gene Ontology annotation, biological process: translation. NCBI's taxonomy places the organism in Eukaryota, Metazoa, Chordata, Mammalia, Rodentia, Muridae. Gene Ontology annotation, molecular function: ribosomal large subunit binding. The coding region runs from base 11 to 535 and encodes 174 amino acids. The transcript has a single exon.